Letharia columbiana is the source of this 1428-nucleotide messenger RNA. RefSeq lists its product as uncharacterized. Lineage: Eukaryota; Fungi; Ascomycota; Lecanoromycetes; Lecanorales; Parmeliaceae. Gene Ontology annotation, molecular function: transmembrane transporter activity. Bases 1 to 1428 code for a protein of 475 amino acids. Gene Ontology annotation, cellular component: membrane. The transcript has 9 exons. Gene Ontology annotation, biological process: transmembrane transport. The record is from RefSeq and is a predicted model, not a curated record.
AUGUCAGGAAACAGGUUGAGGACAGCGAGAGUACUAUCAGUGAUUGCAGCCACUCUUAUAUCACUGGCAUGCGGGACUAAUUAUGCGUACUCGGCAUGGGCACCAGCAUUUGCAGAAAAGUUGAAGCUCUCCUCAACCCAGAGCAAUUUGAUUGGUACAUUCGGCAAUCUGGGCAUGUACAGCGCCGGCAUCCCGAUAGGUCUACUGGUUGAUACAAGAGGUCCUCGGCCAGGCGCUCUCUUGGGUGCCGUGUCGUUGGGAGUGGGCUACUUCUCGCUAUAUAGAGCAUAUGAUGGAGGUCCUGGUUCAAUAUCGUUGCCGUGGCUAUGUUUCUUCGCUUUUCUGACAGGCGUGGGGGGUUGCGCUUCUUUCGCAGGCGCUGUCAAGACAUCCGCUUUGAAUUGGCCGGAUCACCGUGGUGCCGCGACCGCCUUUCCCCUAGCAGCCUUCGGCCUGAGCGCCUUUGUCUUCGCAUCCGUAUCGUCCUUAGCCUUCCCGGACAAUACUCUAGAUCUGCUCCUCUUGUUAGCCAUCGCUACGUUCACGAUCCCUUUCAUCGGUAGUUUCCUCCUUCGCAUUGUGCCAGUCCCGCAGUCUUAUGAUCCUCUGCCCGGCUCACUCGAACGAAGCGGCUCGGAUGCCUCAACAUUACUUCAACGUUCCAAAUCUGAAGACAGUAGGCACAUCGUCCGUCACUUGUCUCAUGAACCAGAUAUACGAGGUUUAGCGAUGCUUUCACACACGAAGUUCUACCUACUAUGGGUGUUAAUGGGCCUAUUGACGGGCUUGGGCAUAAUGACGAUCAACAAUAUCGGAAGCGAUGCUAGAGCGCUAUGGCAUCAUUACGACGACAGUGCCUCCUCAGAAUUCGUACAAGAACGACAAUUGAUGCAUGUCGAGAUCCUCUCCUUCAUGAGUUUUUGUGGACGGCUCGCCAGCGGUAUUGGUUCCGAUAUCAUUGUCAGGAAGCUGGGAAUGAGCCGUUUUUGGUGCCUCUUCAUAUCCAGCACAAUUUUUCUUUUCGCCCAAGUUUGCGGGACCCAAAUUGAUAAUCCUCACCUUCUUGGCUUCUUGUCUGGUUUGACCGGCCUAGCCUACGGUUUCCUCUUCGGCGUCUACCCAGCACUCGUUGCAGAAACCUUCGGCGUGAAUGGCUUCAGUCAAAACUGGGGCAGCAUGACGCUUGCGCCUAUUGUCUUCGGUAACAUCUUCAAUCUGGUCUACGGCCACAUCUAUGACCGGCAUUCGAUCAUCCUACCUGGCGGGCAGCGAGAUUGCAAAGACGGGUUGUACUGUUAUCGUAACGCGUAUUUUGUCACGCUGGGGGCAAGCUUGGUUGGCGUGGGAAUAAGCCUUUGGAGUAUACACCACGACUGGAUCGCAAACUUGAAGAAGCGUAAAGAGAGGGAGAGAGCACGUGAGGCUUGA